AUGGUCGAGUGUCAAUUGACUUGCGAUGAAUACGCUUUGCUGUGGCCCAAACCCAAAUCCGCUCAAUUGGGCAAGACUGUCUCAACCGUGAGUGUUUCGAGGAUUGACCUGGUUAAUGAUGAUUCCGGCGACGUACAGGUGAUUAAAAUGCUCCAUCGGAUUAUAAAUGAUCAAAUUGCUUGGAUGAAACUCAAAAGCAAUGAACAAUCGCCCAAUUCAUCUGAACACGAGUUGCGAAUCACUUAUUUGGGAGGCGACGGCAAUUCAACUGAGCCGAAAAUUUGCCGAGAAUCCCAGGAGGGAUACACAUUGUCCACUGCCAAGGCAGGCUCUGUGAUCACGAUUGAGGAUCUGCCCAAAUUCUCUCACCGAGGAAUCAGCUUGGACACCUCUCGGAACUUCAUCCCAGCGAAAACUUUCAAACAUGACCCAAUACGGUGCACAUUAAACACCCGUAGCAUCAAUACUCAAGAUCAGAUCAAGGACAUUCUUGAGUAUGCCAAUUAUCGAGGGGUUCAAGUAAUCCCUGAGCAGAACCAACCGGCUCACGUGGGCCAUGGAUGGAACUUUCCCGGGGCUGAAAACUACACGGUGUGCUUGAAUGCCGAACCUUGGUACGAUUAUUGCGUUGAGCCCCCUUGUGGUCAACUCAAUCCGGGAGAGGCUGAAAUCUACAAUGUCUUGGAAAAGCUGUACACUGAGUUCUAUGACAUGUUAUGUUCCAAUUCACCUCGUUCCACAUGGGAGCAGAUGAAGUCAAUUUCGCGUUCUGGAACUCGAGCCAAUUGGUACUUGACUACAUGGCUAAAAUUGGAUGUGAUAAGAAGGAAGAAGCUCUGGUGUGAGUUCCAAGAGAAAUCCAGUGCCAAACUCAAGAGUGUUUACGAAACCAAAAAGGACGAAAACGAAACGUCAUUGAGAAUCAUUGUCUGGACUAGCCGCAUCACUCUCCCAGAGUACAAUGACAACUUGGACCCUGACACCUACACCAUUCAGAUUUGGACCAAAGGAUCUAACAACCUCUCCGAUCCAACCAUUUCGUCCUUAUUGGACAAAGGUUAUGACGUGAUCUUUUCUAAUUAUGAAAGCACCUAUUUGAAUUGUGGCUUUGGAGCUUGGGUGGGUGAAGGCAAAAAUUGGUGCUCUCCUUACAUGGGUUGGCAGGAGCUUUACGAAAAUGACAUCUACAAAUUAGUAGAACGGAGGGGCUUCCAAUUGACUGAUAAGAUCAAGAGCCAAAUCCUAGGUGGAGAAACCAAUAUGUGGUCCGAGCAGGUGGAUAAUACCUUGGUUGAGGGCAAUAUCUUUCCCAGAUCUAAUACAUUUGCUGAACGACUCUGGUCCAAUCCCUCGACAAAUUGGUAUGAAGCCGAAACCAGGAUACUCAACCAUCGACAUAGCCUGGUUCAGCGGGGAAUCCGAGCAGCUGCUCUUCAACCAGAAUGGUUUCGAUUGAAUGAAGGUCAAUGCUAUGGUAAUACGGAUACUCCAAACUUUGAGAUUGCUGCAUCCGAGACCACCACGGAUACUUUGGAAGCUUCAUCAACAUAGACUGUGAUUGCGGAAUGUGAUAAAGACUCUAAUGUAUUCAAUUAAAACUGUUGGAAAUACAAACUGCGUAUCAUGUUCGACCGAAAAUAAGGUAUACUUUUCCGGCAAAUAUUCAUUUUUAAGGGUUCAUGUAAUUCUAUUUUGUCUUGGAGAAAUAAAGCGGAUGAAGAUUGAUCUUUAUCAAAAGCCUUACCUCUUUUCCGCAGUAAAUUAAUUUGGGAUUGUUUUUUCACGGGCU
Molecule: messenger RNA, 1789 nt
Organism: Tigriopus californicus
Lineage: Eukaryota; Metazoa; Arthropoda; Copepoda; Harpacticoida; Harpacticidae
Product: chitooligosaccharidolytic beta-N-acetylglucosaminidase-like
Exons: 8
Coding region: 1-1551 (516 amino acids)
Biological process (GO): carbohydrate metabolic process; ganglioside catabolic process; glycosaminoglycan metabolic process
Cellular component (GO): membrane
Molecular function (GO): beta-N-acetylhexosaminidase activity
Source: RefSeq, a predicted model, not a curated record